Messenger RNA from Calliphora vicina (urban bluebottle blowfly), 1642 nucleotides. Its product is annotated as regulation of nuclear pre-mRNA domain-containing protein 1B. Gene Ontology annotation, biological process: mRNA 3'-end processing. The record is from RefSeq and is a predicted model, not a curated record. The transcript has 4 exons. Gene Ontology annotation, molecular function: RNA polymerase II complex binding. Lineage: Eukaryota; Metazoa; Arthropoda; Insecta; Diptera; Calliphoridae. The coding region runs from base 143 to 1210 and encodes 355 amino acids.
AAGCAAGUGAAUCCCGUAUUAAAAUUUCAUAAAUAUCUAAUUAACUGGGCUUAAAUUUGAACAUUGCCCUUACAAAUUAACUAAAAGCCUUUUUCAAGGCCUAAAGUUUAUGAAAAAAAACUAAGCACAAUUUUAGAAAACAAUGUCGGCUUUUACUGAAGUGGCAUUUUUGAAAAAAUUGGCUGAAUUGAAUUCUAGCCAACAAAGCAUACAAACAUUAUCCUUGUGGUUAAUACAUCAUCGUAAACAUCAUGCCAGCAUUGUGAAAACAUGGUUAAAGGAAUUACAAAAUGUACCGGAGGCGAAGAAGUUAACCUUCAUGUAUCUGGCCAAUGAUGUUAUACAAAAUAGUAAAAAGAAAGGUCCCGAAUAUGGCAAAGAAUAUGCCAAUGUCUUGCCUAAAGCAUUUUCCCAUAUUGGUGAAAGUUGCAAAUCCGAUAAACUUUUCGGUAGUUUAGGACGCAUACUGAAAAUAUGGGAAGAACGUGGUGUUUAUGAGCCCAAAGCUAUUACCGAGUAUCGUAAUCGUCUUAAUAGGGAGCAUGGAAAAGUAUCGACUCCAACUGCUGCUACCUCAGCUACCAAAGAAACUGUGGAGGAGAAGCGUGAGGUGAAACGUAAACACGAUGAGCCUAAAGCAAAAUCGAAAAAAUCACGUGUCUCGCCCACCGAGGAAACCAAAUCAUCAGCCGUUGUGUCUGAGCUGAAUGGUAAUGGUGACGAAAGUCCCUACUUGCCCUUGGGUGAACCACCAGAACCAGAUGAGCUAGUCAAGGCUUUAAUAAGUAUAGAAAAUUCUGCUUCAAGUGAUGCUGUGGUAAGGGAACGCAUAGCAAAUUUACCGCCGGAAAUAUCAGAAAUUAGCUGUUUGGCUAAAUUGGAGGAUAAGGAUGCAGCCAAAAAUUUGGCUACUCAGGUCAAUGAAGCAGUUGAACUUUUAAAUGACUACAAUUCCCGUUUAUCAGCUGAAAUGGAAGAACGUACUAAGUUGACAUCAAUGUUAAGAGAUUUUCAAGCUGAACAAAAGGAAUUAUUGGUUCAAGCUGAAAAUCGUUUAGAGGAAUAUAAAAAGAAACUGCAAAAAGUGUUGGCCGUACAAAAGGAAAUACGCGACCAUCUUUCCAAUCUACCUGAUUUAACACAAUUACCCGAUGUAACUGGUGGCUUAGCACCAUUACCUUCGGCUGGUGAUUUAUUCAAUAUACAUUGAAUAAUAUAAAAGAGGAAAAUCAAAUUGCAUACACUUAUUUACGAAUUCUAUGAAUUGUGUAAACAAACAAAAAUGCAAAAAUCCCAUACAUACUUUAAACAAAAGUAAAAUAAUAUUAUUUACAUUUAAGUUAUUUUUUGGACAACAAAAAUGAAAUAGUCUUUUAAUUAUAUAUACUAUAUAUAUAUAUACCCACGAUUACUAUAUAUAUAUAAACAUUUUUAUUGUCGGAUAUGUUAAACUUCCUAUUAUCAAAAUUAUUAUGUUUUUACCCACUUUGCCGAAGUUUUUUUUUUUUGAAAAUUUUACAAAUUUAUGUAGUUUUCGUUUUUACAUAAUAUAUAAAUAAUUUCCACAAACAUGAAUAUACCGAUUUACUAGACCGUUUCUGUAACACGAAAUAAAAUUAAAACUAUAAUAUCAUCACAAAAA